Molecule: messenger RNA, 723 nt
Organism: Thamnophis sirtalis
Lineage: Eukaryota; Metazoa; Chordata; Lepidosauria; Squamata; Natricidae
Source: RefSeq, a predicted model, not a curated record
CACAUCUGAAAUUCCCCAGUUCCGGCUACCAUAUGAUGUAGUACAUUUUGAAACUAGGCUUAUGAAGGACCUCGGAGUGAAGAUUAUCUGUGGAACAAGUCUUUCGGUGGAAGGACUGACACUCAGUGCUUUAAAGAAUGAUGGUUACAAAGCAAUCUUUAUUGGAAUUGGUCUACCAGAACCAAAGAAAGAACCUGUAUUUCAGGGAUUGGGAAUGGAAGAAGGAUUUUAUACAUCAAAAGAAUUCCUACCACUGGUGUCUUUGGCAAGUAAACCAGGAAUAUGCGGCUGUCGCUCUUCAUUGCCAUCAAUACAGGGAACCGUGAUUGUUCUUGGAGCAGGCGAUACCGCCUUUGAUUGUGCAACCUCAGCUUUGCGCUGCGGAGCGCGACGUGUUUUUGUGGUCUUCAGGAAAGGAUUUACUAAUAUACGGGCUGUCCCGGAAGAGAUGGAGCUUGCAAAGGAAGAAAAGUGUGAAUUCCUACCUUUUCUUUCUCCUCAGAAGGUUGUCAUAAAAGGAGGAAAAAUUGUUGCUAUGGAAUUUCUCCGGACUGAGCAAGAUGAGGAUGGAAAUUGGAAAGAAGACAAGGAGCAAACUGUCCGUCUGAGAGCAGAUAUAGUGAUUAGUGCCUUUGGUUCAACCUUAAAUGAUCCUAAAGGUAUUUCUCAGUCACAAUGUUUAUGAAUCGGCCACAGUCAAACACUUAACAUUCCAGAGGGGAA